AUGCAAUGUAUUCAAAGAAGAACAAGAGCAGCCAUCAAAAGUGAUAUAGGAGAUAUUUUGAAAUUAUUUCAAGAGGUGAAAUUGCUAAAAACACAGAAGGAAUUAUUCAAUUUGAACGAGCUAAUUCGUCUCGCCAAAAGAAAUACCAAAGGAAGUGCAUUUAACCUAGAACCUGGAGAUAAACUCAAGGAGCGCAUUACAAAAGCCAAAGAAUAUCGUGUAUACAACUCUCAUAAAGGAUAUACUAAUCUCAUUAAAAGGACAGAUGCUCAACUUGAAGAGUUGUCCAAAUAUGAAGGUGGUACAUUUUAUAAGUUAUUAGUAAUACUAGAGACUUGCGUUUUUUCAUUUGUUAGGUAG
Entrophospora candida is the source of this 360-nucleotide messenger RNA. Lineage: Eukaryota; Fungi; Glomeromycota; Glomeromycetes; Entrophosporales; Entrophosporaceae. The record is from the annotation of a GenBank genome assembly.